UCAAUCAGUCAGUGAGUCAUUACGGGGACAGUAUGGAGUUCAGGUCUCUCUCUGUGAUACUCUUGCUGACUGUCCUCAUCCACAGUGGACAAACAGAGAGACCAAAACCUGCGGUGUCCAUACAGCCUGAUGAUCAGGUGUUUAUAGGAGAGACUGUCACUCUCAGAUGUGACAUACAGGGAGGAGGAGUCUCUAACUGGCAGUACAGCUGGUUUAAAGCUGGUUCAUCCACUGCUGUCAGUAAUGAACAGCAGUACAAUAUCAGCUCUGUUACAGCGUCUGACGGAGGAACAUACACCUGUAGAGGAACAAAGAGAGGAACAUCACGCUACUCACACACCAGUGAUGCUGUUACACUGACUGUAUCAGAUCUACCCAAACCUACACUGACUGUAGAACCAGAGAGACCUGUGUUCAGUGGAGAGUCAGUCACUCUGAAGUGUGAGAUUAAAGAUUAUGAUGGAUGGACGUAUCAGUGGUAUAAACAGGAUAAACAGAGUGGAUGGACUGCAGUGUCUCAGUCUGAUUAUCACACUGUAGACGGAGACACUCUCACCAUCAGAGGAGACACUGUGAUUAAUGGAGAUCAGUAUCUGUGUAGAGGAGAGAGACAUGACAGACCAACAUCAGAGUACAGUAACUCUGUUACUCUCACUGUAGAGGCUUUACCUCCUGCUGAACUCACUGUAGAGCCCAAACAGAGCCCUGUGUUCAGUGGAGAGUCAGUCACUCUGAAGUGUAAGAUUAAAGGUUAUGAUGGAUGGACGUAUCGGUGGUAUAAACACGAUAAACAGAGUGAACUGACUGCAGUGUCUCAGUCUGAGCAUCACACUGUAAACGGAGACACUCUCACCAUCAGAGCAGACACUGUGAUUAAUGGAGAGCAGUACUGGUGUAGAGGAGAGAGACGUGACAGACCAACAUCAUCACAGUACAGUUCCUCUGUUACUCUCACUGUAAACGCUUUACCCACAGCUAAACUGACUGAGCCCAGAUGGAGCCCUGUGUUCACUGGAGAGUCAGUGACUCUGAAGUGUGAGAUACAGUCUCACAGUAACUGGAGAUAUCAGUGGUAUAAAGGCAGCAGUGGAACUGCAGUCAGUCAGUCUCAGACAAACACCUUCACCAUCAGAUCAGCAGCAGAUCAGGAUCAGGAUCAGUACUGGUGUAGAGGAGAGAGAGAUGACAGACCCUCAUCAUCACAACUCAGCAACACUGUUACUCUCAGAGUGAAAGAGAGACCAAAAGCUGUGGUGUCCAUACAGCCUGGUGAUCAGGUGUUUAUAGGAGAGACUGUCACUCUCACAUGUGACAUACAGGGAGGAGGAGUCUCUAAAUGGCAGUACAGCUGGUUUAAAGAUGAUCCAAACAGACGUGUCAGUAAUGAACAGCAGUACAGUAUCAGCUCUGUUACAGAGUCUCACAGAGGAAAAUACACCUGUAGAGGAACAGAGAGAGGAACAUCACGCUACUCACACACCAGUGAUGCUGUUACACUGACUGUAUCAGAGAGACCAAAACCUGCGGUGUCCAUACAGCCUGAUGAUCAGGUGUUCAGUGGAGAGACUGUCACUCUCACAUGUGACAUACAGGGAGGAGGAGUCUCUAACUGGCAGUACAGCUGGUUUAAAGCUGGUUCAUCCACUGCUGUCAGUUAUAAACAGCAGUACAGUAUCAGCUCUGUUACAGCGUCUGACGGAGGAACAUACACCUGUAGAGGAACAGAGAGAGGAACAUCACGCUACUCACACACCAGUGAUGCCGCUACACUGACUGUAUCAGGAAAACCCACACCGACUGUGAAGGUGGAUCCUCAGAGCUCUGUCUACACUGGAGACACUGUUACUCUGACCUGUGAGGUGGAGUCUACUGGAUGGGAGUUUCUCUGGUACAAAGACUCUCAGCAAUUACAGCCUCAGAGUCCUGCAGAUAAAGAGACCAACACAGUCAGAGUAACAGUGUCUGACGAAGGAACAGCAGAGUUUAAAUGUGCAGCACGCAGGAAAAACUACUUCUACGAUGGCAGUUACCAGCACUAUGACGGCUACGACUACGACUACAGUAAGAAACGCAAUGUCUACUACAACGUCUACAACACACAUCGCAGUGCUCCAGUCGUGAUCACAGUUACAGCGAGACCAAAAGCUACAGUGACAAUACACCCAGCUGAUCCUGUGUUCAUCGGAGAGACAGUCACUCUCACGUGUGAUAUAGGAAGUGGACAUCAUUGGCAGUAUGACUGGGUUAAGAAUAGUAAACCUCUCAGUGAAGCUCAACAGAGGAAGGAAUACACCAUUUCUAAAGUUGCUGCGUCUCAUAGAGGAGUUUAUACCUGUAAAGGAAGACAGUCAACACAGCCGCGUUACUCAGAGACCAGUGAUGCUGUUACGCUGACUGUACCAGCAGAAAAACCUAAACCUGAACUCACAUCAAGCCAUAAAGGAGCUGCACUGAUAGGAAAUCCAGUGGUUCUGUCCUGUAAGCUGGAUCAGUCUGCUGGAUGGAGGUUUUACUGGUCCAAACACACACAGAGCCCUGAGAAUGAGACCAAGACUGAAACACACUCCUACACCAUCAGCUCGGUCAGUGUCUCUGAUGGAGGACAGUACUGGUGCAGAGCUGGGAGAGGAACCCCAGUCUACUACACUCACUACAGUGAUGCUCUCUGGAUAAACGUCACUGGUACGACUCGUUCAGUCUCUCUGACAGUCAGUCCCAGUAGAGCCCAACAUUUUAGUGCUGGCUCUCUCUCACUGAGCUGUGAGGGUCAGAGUGACUCUACUGGAUGGAGAGUGAGACGAUACACACACAGUGAGAAGGUGUCAGAUUGUUCAUCAGGCCUGGGAUCAGUUACAGGAUCUACAUGCAACAUCAGCUCCCUCAGCACAUCCCACACUGGAGUGUAUGGGUGUGAGUCUGAAUCUGGAGAGAGCAGCAAUCCUGUCAACAUCACAGUGACCAAUGGUUCUGUGAUUCUGGACAGUCCUGUCCAUCCUGUGACUGAGGGAGAUCCUCUGACUCUGCGCUGUUUAUAUCGUGACCCAAAGCCCUCAAACCUCACAGCUGAGUUCUAUAAGAAUGGAUCACUCCUCCAGACUCAGACUACAGGAGAGAUGACCAUCCGUACUGUCUCAAAGUCAGAUGAAGGUCUCUACCACUGUAAACACCCAGAGAGAGGAGAGUCUCCACAGAGCUGGAUCUCAGUCAGAGGUUCUAUAAGUGUAAUAUUAGCCGUGUCAGUGGUACUGAGUUUAGUCCUGAUCCUCAUCAUCAUACUGGGUCUGUUUUGGUGCUACAAGAAGAAGAAAGGAGAUCAGCAGAACACCAAUCAGACACCAGACCAGAGUCAGAGUCCAGGAUCCACACAGCUGCAGAUGGAUUCUGGACCUGAACCUGGUGAUGUGACUUAUGCUCAAAUUGAUCUGAAAGACAAGAAGAAGCCAAAGAAAACUCAGGACAAGCUGCUUGAGGAUGAUUCUGCUGCCGGCUCCGGAGAUCUAACUUAUGCUCAAGUUAAAACCAAGAAAAAGAAAUCCAGAGGAAAAGCGACACCAUCAGAUGAGGUGACGUAUUCCCAGAUUGCAAUGAAAAGUCUUAAACAGGACAGCAAAGAUUCUGGACCUGAACCAGGUGAUGUGACUUAUGCUCAAAUUGAUCUGAAAGAGAAGAAGAAGCCAAAGAAAACUCAGAACAAGCUGCGUGGGGGGAAGAGCAGGGAGGAAGCUGAUACUGUCUACUCAGAGCUGAAGAACUGAGUAACAAAGGGAAGAUGAGCUCAAACAGGUCCAUGAAGGAAGCUUGUGUGCCUUAAAUCCUCAAAAAGGAGUCCCUGAAAAGAGACACAGCUGUCCAGAUGUGUCCUCUGAGUUCUCUCGUAGUGAGAAUGGUAGAUGUGUGUAUUAGAGAGUGUGAUGCUGUUGUAAAGCCAGUUUUACUGCACUAUUCAAAACUAGUCAUUUACAGUGACGCCUGAUUGGAGAUUUAAAGGUGCAGACAGAAGAUGCAGGACGUGACCUUCAAAACAUUUUAUGUUCAUUUUAACAUUUUAAAGUUCUAUUUUCUUUCAGACGUUUCUGUAAAUAUUGUGUUACAGGAAAAACGUCUUAGUUACUCGUUUGUUGACUGUAACUCAUUUAUGAAAAUUCGACUUCAAACUUUAAGAAUAUUCAGCAGUGAAUUCAGGUUUUUUGAAUAGUCAGUGAGAUUAACAUGCCUUAGUGUGUUAGAUGAUCUUUGGCUGUUUGAGUGAUGACAGUUUAUUUUGUUAUUUUCUACAGUAUGAGGUCUAAUUUCUUACCCAUGAUAAAUAUUAUUAUAGUGAUAACCUCACUGUAAACUAACAUGGUUGUAUACAUACUGUGUGAAAGCUUUUAACAUUGCUAAACUUUUUUAUGUAA
Messenger RNA from Pygocentrus nattereri (red-bellied piranha), 4397 nucleotides. Its product is annotated as Fc receptor-like protein 5. Lineage: Eukaryota; Metazoa; Chordata; Actinopteri; Characiformes; Serrasalmidae. Gene Ontology annotation, molecular function: transmembrane signaling receptor activity. Gene Ontology annotation, biological process: cell surface receptor signaling pathway. Bases 33 to 3755 code for a protein of 1240 amino acids. The transcript has 21 exons. The record is from RefSeq and is a predicted model, not a curated record.